This is a messenger RNA of Symbiodinium necroappetens, 486 nucleotides long. Lineage: Eukaryota; Dinophyceae; Suessiales; Symbiodiniaceae. The record is from the annotation of a GenBank genome assembly.
AUGCCCCAGUCCGGGGCGCAGAACAUCGGGAACUUGGUUUGGACAUCUGCCAAGGCUCUCGCAAACGGCCAGGCACUGACAGCUGCAACUUCGUCUGCAGCGGUGGCCAAGAUUUCGUCUUGUGGGCACCAGGAGCUGGGGAACAUUGCCUGGUCGUUUGCCACUCUGCGAGUGCGUGAUCUGCUCCUCCUGGAUGCCACCGGCGCCGAAGCCGUGACGGCAAUCUCCAGGUUCAACGUCCAGGGAACGUCGAACAGCGCGUGGGGAUUUACCAAGGUGAGUCAUUACCAUGGAGCCUUCUCCGAAUCCACAGCAUCCAGUGCACUUGCGACGAUGAAUGACUGGGAUCCGCAGGCCAUUGCAAACUUGGUGCAGACCAACGCAACGGCCAGCACCAUGAGUGAGCCCCUCACGACGGCCGUUUCUUUGCAGGGCGUGCAGAUCAUCACCGAGCUCACCACGCAGAACCUGUCCAACACGGUGUGA